AUGAAGUACAAAGGACCUCAAACAAGUGACACAAAACUAGGACUUAGCGCACACAGCGACAAGAAUGUUGUGACCAUUUUGUACCAAAAUCAAGUGGAGGGUUUACAAGUUAUGACCAAAGAUGGAAAAUGGAUAAGCUACAAGCCUUCUCCUGGCAAUUUUGUAGUUAUAAUUGGUGACUCUCUCCAUGCAUGGUCAAAUGGGAGAUUGCAUCCCCCAAUUCAUCGGGUGAUGAUGAGUGGGAAUGAGGCAAGAUAUUCGACAGCCUUGUUCAGUAUCUUUAAAGGAGGGAGCAUUAUAAAAGCUCCGGAGGAGUUGGUGGAUGAGGAACACCCUUUGCUCUUUAUGCCCUAUGAUCAUGUUGAGUUUCUUAAGUAUAAUUUCUCUGAAGAAGGCCAGAGGGACCAAAAUGCUUUGCGCACUUUUUGUGGUGUCUGGACUAAGGUUGUGUUAUUGAAAGAGGGUGUGCCAUAUAAAUAA
Molecule: messenger RNA, 480 nt
Organism: Vicia faba (fava bean)
Lineage: Eukaryota; Viridiplantae; Streptophyta; Magnoliopsida; Fabales; Fabaceae
Source: the annotation of a GenBank genome assembly